CACUUACACAUGCGCAAACGUAACAAAAAAGUCAGGGAUAUUAUUUCACCCUUUCCUUGGGAAAAGUGCAUCGGACGAACAUAACGUGCAAUUUCAAUAAUUUAACUUCCUGCCGUUUUGUUCAGUGUGAAAACACAAUGCGGACGAUCAAUAGUCGCUCUUAACUUGGUGCGGUAUCAUUAACGCCUAUUUUUUUAAAAACAUCCGGCGAAACUGGAUAACAGCCAUAAUUUUAAAAUUACCGCAAUUGUCACUCAUUCCAUGACAUUGUAUGCUUCGUUGGCUAACAACGCCGCAAAAAGUCCAGUAGACAAUUAACUUAUAAUAUAUUAAACAAAUUAUUAGGGGAAGAAAUAAAAUAAAAUUUUGUCUUUUAAAAUCUACUUUUACCGAUCCGCUUCUUAUUCGCGUCUCAGUCAUUACAAGAAAAUAUACAUGUUCGACGAUCACUGUAAAUUUAAUGAAACUCUUUUGAGGUUUUUCGGUUUAUGGCCUUAUGAAAGAACCGUGUGCGAGCGUCUUCGUGCAAUAUGCUUUAAUAUGUUAUUCAUUUCUCACGUGAUUGCAGAGUUCGCGCAAUUUGCUAUAGUUGACUUUUUUAAUGUAAAUAUCACUAUUAGGAUAUUGAGGGAUGCUAUUACAACUUUUCUGAUUUUUGUAAUCUUUAACAUGUUUUUCUUGAAUACUAAGAAACUAAAACGGAUACUGGAUGAAAUUAUUAAUAAUCGGCGGAUGAUAACAGAUUCGCAAGAAAUUGAAAUACUAGACUAUUACGCUUACAAAGGAAAAAAAAUUAUAGUUACUAUUCUAUCGCUGGUAAUGUGCAUUACGUUUAUGACUUUUGUAAGUGGACUGCUACCGGAUAUUUUUGACGUUCUUUGGCCGUUAAACGAAUCACGUGUACAUGAUUUACUAGUGAUGAAAGAGUACAAAAUAAAUGAAGGAAUACAGUAUUAUAUUUUUUGCUACUAUUCUAUUAUAUGUAUUAACAUUGGUGGUAUUGUCACAACAUUCAUCAUUUCGACAUUAUUAUCAAUUAAUUUACACUGCUGCGCAAUAUACAAAGUUUGCAGUUAUCGAAUAAAACAAUUUGUGGACAAAGAAGUAAUAGCAUGCUCCAGCAAAGGAAAUGUAAACGAAAGAAUAAUUAAAACAGUAGAACUUCAUCGAAAAGCAAAGAAAUUGUUUAAAUUGAUUACGACAAGUUUUACAAUGUCUUAUCUUAUUAUGGCAGUAGCAGGCAUGUGCGGUUUUGCUAUGAGUUUAUAUGGAUUGCUGAACGUAAUAAUUUACAAAUAUGAUUUGACGGAACUUCUGACAACUGCAUGUUUUAUUAUAGGAUAUGAGUUUUGUUUAUUUACCAUAACUAUAAUGGGGCAAUUACUGAUAAACCAUUCUGAUGAGUUAUUUAAAUCACUAUACAUGUCGCUAUGGUACGAAGCACCUAUAACAGUACAGAAAUCAAUAUUGUUUAUAAUGCAAAUCUCCGUGAAAAGCUUAGUAAUGAAUCUUGGUGGAGUACUUGAAGUAGCAAUGCAAACCUUUACCUCGAUCACGAAUAUGUCAAUAUCCUUUAUGAUGAUAUUCUUUUCCAUACAGUAGUUUCAUAAUUUUGCGCAGAAAAAAUAAUUGCUAGUGAUAUACAAUUGAUAAAAUUUUCUACAGUAAAAUAAGGAAAAAAGACAUAAUUUGAUUAAACAAGAUAAUAUUGCACAUUUAUUCAACAAUAAGUAGCUGUUUAUAGUAAUUUGUAUUUUUUGCAAUAUAAUCCAAAAAGAGCUUCUGCAAAAUUAGAUUCCACAACCGAGACAUCAGGCAAUGAUGGCAGAAUUCAGCCGGCUCCGUGUGUAGGGAAGAAAUUAAUUAUAAAAUAAAUUGAUAAACUAAAUAACUACACAUAUUUUUAUGUAUUAAACAAUAAAGUUUAUAAAAUUAGAAAACUUAAACAGAUUGAGCCCUCUCACUUUAUAUAUUUAUAUGUUUUUUUUACAUUUAUUAGCGUAUACAUUAAUUUGAUGCUAUUUUUCCUACUUAAAGAUAUUUUUAAAAAAACAUAAAAAAAUUUGUGUAAUAUCUUUUAAUAUUGUAAUUGAAAUUAUUGUAGUUAUUAUCCAUUUUCACGAAGAGUGUAUAGCAUUAUUAUCGCAGCGAUUUUAUGUUUCAAACUAUGAG
This is a messenger RNA of Solenopsis invicta (red fire ant), 2172 nucleotides long. RefSeq lists its product as uncharacterized. The transcript has 9 exons. Gene Ontology annotation, biological process: sensory perception of smell; detection of chemical stimulus involved in sensory perception of smell. Gene Ontology annotation, cellular component: plasma membrane. The record is from RefSeq and is a predicted model, not a curated record. NCBI's taxonomy places the organism in Eukaryota, Metazoa, Arthropoda, Insecta, Hymenoptera, Formicidae. Gene Ontology annotation, molecular function: olfactory receptor activity; odorant binding. The coding region runs from base 436 to 1602 and encodes 388 amino acids.